AUGGCCGACGGACUGAACCAAGCUCGGGCCUUACGAGUCGCAGAGAUCAUCAAUGAUUACCGCACACUCCUCGUACACAUCUCACAGCAGAGCACUCCCGUCCCACAGGAAGAAUACUAUGAAGAAGGCUAUGUCGUGAUGCGCGAAUGUCUCGCCGCCGCACAGUCUCUGAUGUCAUCGAAUUACAACCCUCACCCUAUGCCAGGCAACGGAGACGAGGAAUCAGAAAAGAUGCAAUUACAGAGGGUCAUCCUGGAUAGUAGCGCUCGCCGGUUCCAGGCACACAAGAUCUAUCUUCGUAUUGCGGCCGCGAAGCGAUGGGCUAUGAACCGGGCUGUUGUCCUCCGCGGCCACAGACCUACGGGUCAUCAUUCCUCGCAGUUGAAGGCGGUGGAUAGAACGUUCCGGGAGGAACUCGCCCAGAUCACGGAUCAACAUGUCCUGGCUGACCUGCGGGCAGCUGACAUGCGAGCUGGAUACUGGGUGAAUGAGGACCCCUCGCUCAAUUCGAUCAUUCGCUGGAUACGAUCAAGUUCAUGA
Molecule: messenger RNA, 540 nt
Organism: Monascus purpureus
Lineage: Eukaryota; Fungi; Ascomycota; Eurotiomycetes; Eurotiales; Aspergillaceae
Source: the annotation of a GenBank genome assembly